Molecule: messenger RNA, 1191 nt
Organism: Phytophthora nicotianae INRA-310
Lineage: Eukaryota; Oomycota; Peronosporomycetes; Peronosporales; Peronosporaceae
Exons: 1
Coding region: 151-1113 (320 amino acids)
Source: RefSeq, a predicted model, not a curated record
CAACAUCGGCGUUGGCUGGCAUCGAGUUUUUCUUCUGCCGAGUCGCAGAUGUAGUGGCUUCCAUGCCAUCCUCUUAGCUAUAGCUUCUUGUCAUUUGAGAAUUACCUCUACAGCGAAGAAGAAGAGAGCAAGCGAGCGAGAAACACAACAAUGGAGUCCAAGAAGAUUGACAUCGUGGCUGGAGGGAUGUUGCAAGAACUUUUCCGUCGCGAGUUGCCGAACGACCGCAACAUGUUGUCGGCGAGUGCUUUGGUGUCGCCUGCUCAGUACCGCCUGGUGGUGCAAGCCCACGAAGCCUUCCUCAAUGCUGGGGCGACAAUGAUCGUGACUAGCAACUACUACGUGACCCCGGGUGUGGGCUUCACACCCGACGAGAUCCGCGAGUACUCGCAGACUGCGGGUGAACUGGCCGUUGGCGCUUUGGCGAGAACUAACAAGCAGGACCAUGCCAAGAUCUGCGGGUCACUGCCUCCGCUUAUGUACAGCCUUCGGUCGGACCGCACGAUCCAGCGUCAAAAGGGACUGGACACGUAUUUGCUGAUCGGGGAGGCUCUGCUCCCGUCAGUUGAUAUGUUUCUAGCUGAGACCAUGUCGUCUCUGGCUGAAGCCAAAAUGGCCUUUGAAGGCGUGCAACCACUGCAGAAGCCCGUGAUGGUGUCGUUCGCACUCAACAGCACUGGCCAACUCCGCAGCGGCGAAGACGUGGUUGAGAGCGUGAAGAGUUUAAUCGAGUUCUGCACGCGUAGUACGGAGCUAUCACCAGGAGAGGUGGAAGGUAGAUCCAACCUCCUGUGCGGCAUCCUGUUCAAUUGCUCGCAACCAGAAGAUAUUGCCAAGGCGCUGAAGCAGCUGAAGGAGGAUCUAGCUGUCAUGGGGGCGCUGCAGGAGUUCAAUAUCCGCAUCGGUGGUUAUGGUGACCGUAUCUCGCCAAUGUCCAAGGCUGGUAUGAUGGAGGAGUCGCUCGUGCCUGGUGCACUGCAGUCCGUCAUGGACAUGGAGGUCUACAGCAAAUUUGCCACACGCUGGAUCGAGGAAGGCGCCACCAUUGUGGGUGGCUGCUGCGGCAUUUCACCUGAGUACCUACAGCGCAUCUCGGAAGUGCUGACGAUGUAGGACAACGCGUACGUCUAGCACCAACCUGCCAGCUUUAUAAAAAAAAACAAUCUAGGUCUAUUUCACAUUUGACAUGCU